AUGGGCAAGCGGUCUAAAAGGGAGUCUUAUACUUCCCCAAUUGAGCCAAUCAGAAAGCUUGCAUCAAACCGCACGGACCACUUAAACCCCUGUUCAUGGAUACUUGGAGUUGUAUCUGUGCUUCUGGUGCAGAAGCGCGACAUUGAACGACCCUACUGUGAGCCUGUUCACGCCUGUCGAAUCCCCGCAACUGACGCUAUCGACAGCUUCACACACAUGUCUGUGAAGUCCGGUUCCAUGCUCCCAUCUCCCACUGGACUCGAUAGUAUCGCAAUUGGAGCCCAUCAAGAUCCAGAGCAACGGGAGUGUGCGCGUUACAAGUUCGUCCCAAGAAGUCAGGACGAACACAAGGCGCACUACUAG
Neurospora hispaniola is the source of this 363-nucleotide messenger RNA. RefSeq lists its product as uncharacterized. The coding region runs from base 1 to 363 and encodes 120 amino acids. The transcript is spliced from 5 exons. Lineage: Eukaryota; Fungi; Ascomycota; Sordariomycetes; Sordariales; Sordariaceae. The record is from RefSeq and is a predicted model, not a curated record.